AUGAUACCCUGUACUUCCGCUGACAAUCUUUCAUAUUAUUUUCCUCACCAUUGUGUUGUCAAAGAUGACAGUGGAACUACUAAAAUUAGAGUUGUAUUUGACGGAUCCUCAAAAGGCUCUAAUAACCUUAGCUUAAAUGAUGUUUUAUUGCCAGGUCCAAAACUCCAAAACGAUAUUGUUACCAUUUUGUUAACCUUUAGAUUUUUCCCCAUUGUGUUUAGCACCGAUAUUCGCCAAAUGUAUAGAAUGAUCGGCAUCCAUGAACAAGAUUUAAAAUACCAAAAGAUUUUAUGGAGGUUUGAUCCUUCAAACCCUAUUCAAGAAUAUACCUUGUGUACUGUCACUUAUGGUCUAAAUUGUAGUCCAUAUUUGGCAAUCCGAACCUUACACCAAUUAGCCAAGGAUUAUGGAGAAGAAUUCCCCCUUGCUCGUGACAUUCUUUUAAAGUCAACUUACGUGGAUGAUAUAAUUGGUCUUGGUCAUUCAGUUAAAGGAAUCUUAGAACUUCAGAAGCAAUUAACAGAUUUACUCUUUUGCGGUGGGUUUGAGCUUCGAAAGUGGACCUCUAAUUGUAAGGAGUUGUUAUCCCUAGUGCCUGAAUCACAUCAACACAAUAUCUCCUUUAAUGACAAUGCCAAUUGUAUCUUAAAAAUUCUGGGGUUACAGUGGAACCCAGUGUUAGAUGUAUUUUCCUAUUCAGUAAAACCAAUCGCGCGUGAGUGCACCAAAAGAGUUAUCUUGUCCGAAAUAGCCAAGAUUUAUGAUCCGUUAGGGUUUGUAGCUCCAGUUGUAUUAGUUGCCAAGUGCCUUAUUCAGCGUCUUUGGAUUCAAGGCGUUGGAUGGGAUGAAGUUCCUACUUCAGAUGUCGUUAGCCAAUGGCAAGUGUAUGUCUCCCAACUUCCUUUAUUAUCCUCAUUUGCGAUUCCACGUCACGUAACUAUUUCUGAUGCUGUUUGCACUGAAUUACAUGGUUAUUGUGAUGCAUCCUUGUUAGCCUAUGGUGGUGUCUUAUACAUGAGACAAAUUGAUUCUGAAGGUAACGUACAUGUAAAUUUACUAUGCGCAAAAAGUAAGGUGUGUCCUUUAAAGGUUCUAUCCGUUCCCCGAUUGGAGACAUGUGCAGCCUUGCUUCUUUCCAAUUUGAUGCAUUUUGUGAUUACCAAUUCUCCCAUUAAAUUUGACAGAAUCUAUGCUUGGUCUGACUCCAGUGUAGCCUUGUAUUGGAUUAAAAGUCAUCCUUCCCGGCUUAAGACUUUUGUAGCCAAUCGUGUUCAGCAGACCCAAGAUAGAAUUCCUCCCAAUAGGUGGUUUCACAUCAGUGGUGUAGGAAACCCUGCUGAUUGCCUUUCUUGUAGUUUGUUGCCCAAGCAAUUGCUUGACCAUCCGUUAUGGUUCAAUGGCCCCCCAUGGUUAAAGUUGUCUCACGAACUCUGGCCAACCCCUUUAGAGUUCGACAAAGGAUAA
Molecule: messenger RNA, 1464 nt
Organism: Anthonomus grandis grandis
Lineage: Eukaryota; Metazoa; Arthropoda; Insecta; Coleoptera; Curculionidae
Exons: 1
Coding region: 1-1464 (487 amino acids)
Source: RefSeq, a predicted model, not a curated record